CACGUCUCUUUUAAGAUGGCCACGGCAGGAGACACUGAAACUGCAUCUUGGAGAAGUGAUCUCUCAAAGGUUGACGUUUGGUAUGCAUUUGGAUCCAACAUGUGGAAACCGAGUUUCCUUUUCUAUAUUCAAGGGGGACAAGCGGCUGGAAUGAAGAAGGCAUGUGUUGGUGCAAUGGAUAAAACUCCACCAAAGGAAACAACGUGGGGAACGUUUCCAAACAGGCUAUUCUUUGGCCGUGAAUCUACAGUUACUUGGGGGGUGGGAGGAUUUGCUUUCCUCAACCCUCUCACUAAUCUCAGUGAUCAAACUCACAUGUGUUUCUACAGAAUCACUCUUGAGCAGUUCAACGAUGUACUGUUUCAGGAAAAUGGCAUGAAAGUAGAUUCUGAUUCUCCGCUCUUUGAUCUAUCUGCUCUGCAGUUAGUACAGAACAAUGGAUCCAUUCCACUUGCUAAAGCUGGUUGGUAUGGUAACGUUGUCUGCGCUGGAAAAGAAUCCGACAUACCUAUACUUACAAUGACUUGCACACUUUCUGUUCUUGAGAAGUUCACAUCCGGUGAGGUCCCAUUAAGACCUCCUGCAAAAGCCUAUGCCAACACUUUGGUAAUGGGACUUGUAGAAGGAGGAAGACUCUCUGAAGAAGAAGCUUGGGCUUACAUAGACAAUGCUGCUUCUAAACCUCUCUAAGAUUAUUUGAAGCUUCAGGUUCCUGAGUUAUUUGUGUCUUCUCUUUAUUGUGGUGUUAUAUACAAACUCUGUAUGUAUAUUGGUUGUGUUUAAUUUUUUUCCAGUUUUUUUUUCCUUUAAAAGAUGGAAUAGUCAUAUCACACUUUCUA
Molecule: messenger RNA, 839 nt
Organism: Brassica napus (rape)
Lineage: Eukaryota; Viridiplantae; Streptophyta; Magnoliopsida; Brassicales; Brassicaceae
Product: histone deacetylase 5
Source: RefSeq, a predicted model, not a curated record